Chilo suppressalis (striped riceborer) is the source of this 1307-nucleotide messenger RNA. The record is from the annotation of a GenBank genome assembly. NCBI's taxonomy places the organism in Eukaryota, Metazoa, Arthropoda, Insecta, Lepidoptera, Crambidae.
AUUAUACAGUUCUCUUUCGGGAGAAAUAAUCAGUUUUUACUUCAUUUAAUAACUUGACAAACAAUUUGGUUGCUAGCAUAUCAGACGCAAACUAUUUAUUUAGCAGAUCUUUAAUUAUGGACGAAGACACGAAAUGUGAUUCUGGUUGGAAUGAAGAAGGUCCUAAUUUUCGUCCAUCGAACUCCGGUGGUGACUACAGGAAUAACCGCUAUAACAAUGCAUAUGGAAGCUACACAGGUGGUUACGGACCACCAGGAUUUAGAGGUCCUCCAGGUCCUCCAUUAGGUUUUGGUCCAGGUUUUGGAUUUCCACCCAAACCUAUGUUAAUGUGGGGAAGAGGAUUCGGUCCUGGAGGUCCACCAAUGAAAGAAAGGAGGGUUCAACAUGAAGAUAGGGCGAUCAAAUAUCUUAUGAGUUGUGGGUUAGCAAAAGAGAGCGUCAAAAAUCUACCAAGAGAAUUCUUGCAGUUCAUCGAGCCGCAUUCCUGUGGAAUAUGUGGCCAAAACUUUGAUUCGUUUUCCAUGUCGCGGGUUCAUUACAAUUCCAAAAGUCAUAUGAAGAACCAAAAGAAAUGGCUAUCACAGAAACCUGUUAUGGGACCUAAUAACAUGCGCAAGGAGAUGCCUUUGCGAUCUCGUGAACUGUACUGCGAGUUAUGUGAUAUUGAAAUCACAUCUAGAGCCCAUGCUGAUUCUCAUUAUGCUGGCAAACCGCACCGAGCAAUUGUAGAAGGUCGGAGACAACCGAAAAAUAACUUAUUGCUACAACCUGGCAUGGGUGGUCGAUUGGAACAGGUGCUCCGUCGUGAAAGAAAGCAUUUGAAAGCCCCCCCGCAGGAGACUGCUGAAGCUGCUGUCAAGGAUCCCAAGACUGUUUCUACUGAUCUAUACUGCAAUAUAUGCAAGAUUGCCGUGACGUGUACAGAACAAUUAACCAUGCAUUUGAAUGGCAAAAAACACCUUGCUAAAGAAAAACAUUAUAUACUCACGAUGAUGAAAGGCGGUAAUAAUGAAAGCAACGAAUUUUCUGGGGAAGCCACCGCAACUGCCCAAGAGGGAGAUGAAGAAGAUAAUGAAGAAGGGGAUGCAGAAACAGCAGAGGAUGAAAAAAAGGAGGAAGCCGAAGACAGCUUCGACUGGGGUAAUGGGGGUGGAAAUUGGGAUGAACCCGAGACUUUUGAACCUGAUAACAAUUAGAAGUGACCUUAGUAAAGCGUCGCAGUAUCACUGGAUGAUUUUGAAGUAUUGUUGUUCUGGAAACAAAUUUAAUUAUUAAAAUAAUUACAUUGGCAUUAAACAUAUAACUAC